This is a messenger RNA of Penicillium manginii, 1176 nucleotides long. Its product is annotated as SOS response-associated peptidase. The transcript has 3 exons. Gene Ontology annotation, biological process: DNA damage response. The coding region runs from base 1 to 1176 and encodes 391 amino acids. Gene Ontology annotation, molecular function: single-stranded DNA binding. The record is from RefSeq and is a predicted model, not a curated record. NCBI's taxonomy places the organism in Eukaryota, Fungi, Ascomycota, Eurotiomycetes, Eurotiales, Aspergillaceae.
AUGUGUGGACGAUAUGCUCUGGGUGUGCGAUUGGCGUACAUGCGACAGCAGCUAGAAGACAGGGGCAUGCUAGUUGAUGACGCGCCAGAAGAUGAAGAUAUCCGAGAAACAUUCAACUUUGCUCCUGGUAAUUUCGGCGCUGUUUAUCGAGCAGACACGCCUGACAGGGGCUAUGACCACCAGGAAGCACCAAACGAAGGCCAGCAUAAUGAAGACGAAGCAUCAAAAGAAGAAGAACUCGAAAAGAAAAAGGAUGCGUCAGGAAAUAUCAAAUACAAGAUUCAAAGUAUGAAAUGGGGUCUUGUUCCCUUUUGGACCAAGCGUGCGCAGGACUAUGGCUCCAUGAUGCGUACUAUCAACUGCCGAGACGACUCAUUGAAUGAAGAUCGGGGCAUGUGGACGACAAUGAAGCGAAGGAAGCGAUGUAUUGUCAUAUGCCAAGGCUUCUAUGAAUGGCUGAAGAAAGGACCGGGUGGUAAGGAAAAGGUUCCUCAUUUCGUCAAACGAAAAGAUGGAGAUUUGAUGUUCUUUGCGGGACUAUGGGAUUGUGUGCAAUAUGAGGGUUCAGACGAGAAAAUCUACACUUACACUGUCAUCACAACCUCGUCGAACCCUUACCUUGCAUUCCUACAUGAACGCAUGCCUGUUAUUCUAGAAGCUGGGUCGGAAGCAAUGAGGACAUGGCUUGAUCCCAAGCGAACGACAUGGUCAAAAGAAUUGCAGACUAUGCUUAAGCCGUACGAAGGCGAGCUAGAAUGCUACCCCGUCACGAAAGAGGUUGGCAAGGUUGGGAACAACUCUCCCGACUUCAUCAUCCCAGUCAACAGCAAGGAGAACAGGAGCAAUAUUGCCAAUUUCUUCAAUAAUGCUAAGAAAAAGGCAGACGACCAUAUGGCCAUUUCAGAUGUCUCUCCGAAGCAGGAAUCCGUUUCUCUGCAGGCAAAACCUGAAGAUGACAACAGCUUAGAGACACUUGAUAAAAAAGGUAUCAAGAGGGAGCAUAGUACGCCGAGCACUGAUGAACACAAUAAGAAGCAGAAAAUCGUUGAAAGCACAAUCUCUCCGUCCCCAUCGAAAUCGAAGAUGCGCAGCGCCACCCACAAUACACCUAAGAAAAAGUCUGGUCCGACCAAACUGACCGGUGGAUCACAAAGGAUCACUAACUUUUUCAAAUAA